GGGACACCGGCGGGGUGGCGUCCGAGGAAGGAGCGCGUGAGCCUGGUGGCAGGUGAGGGUGUGAGGGCGGAGCCGGGUCGGUCACGGCGGUCCGCCCGGCUCGGGUCGGGCGCGGAGCGUGGGCUGGAGCCGGGAGCUCGCGGUGGGGGGCGGGCGGCGGGCGCGGGCAGCGCAGAGGGGCCGCAGGAGCGCGGCGGGUCGGGGCUGGCGAUGCGGGUGCACCUGGGCGCCCUGGCCGGCGCGGCGGCGCUCACCGGGGCCCUCAGCUUCGUGCUGCUGGCGGCCGCCAUCGGCACCGACUUCUGGUACAUCAUUGACACCGAGCGGCUGGAGAGGAGCGGCCCCGGGACGCAGGACCGGCUGGGGACGGCCAACCGCAGCCAGCCCGAGUCCCUGAGCUCGCACUCCGGACUCUGGCGAACUUGCCGGGUGCAGAGUUCGUGCACCCCGCUGAUGAACCCCUUCUGGUUGGAGAAUGUGACAGUCAGCGACUCCAGCAAGCAACUUCUCAGAGUCUUAAUAAUCUUUCCGAGUCUCAUUUUCCACAUCGAUCAAAAGAAGAUAUCAAAACCCUGGGGGCUGAGGUCAGGAUUCCAUUAAGAAGAACGAAAGUGCAGGAAAAAGAACUUUCCCAGGAACUCACAGGGCUCUGGGGUCGUGCUGGCAGCUCCGGGUCACAUGGAGGAACGAGCGGACGUUCCCUUGGGACGCUCUCCCUUCUGGACUCUCCUGAGCUGUAGUCACACCUAUGGAGUGCCGACCCUCCAGCAGCCACCGUGUCCCAGGUGGGGUGAACUGGAUGGCUAGCUGCACUUGGCUUCCUUUUGAAAUGGGUAAAGCAACCAGCCAGCUCCUUCAGGAUUCUGAGAAACAGGGAGAAGUCACUCGCCACUCACCCCCGGAUGUGGGUCUGAACGCCAGCUUCACCACCAACUAGGUGUCUGGCCUUGGACCUUCCUCUACCUUUCUGAGCCUCAGCUGCCUCACGGGCCAAAUGAAGGUGACGGUCGAUACCCUCCUAAAGUUUCCGUGAGGUUGGGACAGGAGAGCAUCUUUAAGACCCAGGGUGCUGCUUGGCCGCCACACCUGGCCCUGAGCAGCAGCUACAGUUAUGGUCAUUGUCUCAACCGAGAAGCUGGGCAGGCUGCCCUCAGACUGUGUGUCUGUUGAAAAUCACCCCCAGAAUCUCUUUUUCCUCCAAAUGCAUUUUGAGUUUGGUCCAAAUUCUUUUCUUAUGCAAAGGCUUUUCUUUCCUUCAAGGAGCUGCUGCGGAGGCCAGAGAGACCAGGCCGUUGAUGAGCAGCCCAGCUCUGAGUCAGCCUCCCAGGCAGGUCCUGGUGGGUGUCUGGGAAUAAACCUGGGUUUCCUUCCUCCAAGACAACCAGAGCAGGCAGACCCAGAGCUGCUGGCCAACCGCCUGGACUCCGUGAUUCUGUUUGACCUGCGGUCAGUGAAGUUGAGGGGAAGCAUCAGGUUCGUGAGCAGGCGUGCCCCAUGUGCUCAGCUGGCUCAGCCAGGUGACAGAGCCCGGAAUCCCCCUUGCUGGGUCUUCCAGAGAGCUCUGGGGAGCCAUGGGUUUGGCUGCUUGGCCAGGAACUGGAACGAUUUUGGGUGGCAAGGAGGUCACCAAACUCAGCACAGCGUGUGGUGGGGAACCAGCCAGGGAGCUUUGGUGGCAGGUGACAGAGAAUCAGAUUGCACUGGUUAAAAGAAAGAGGAACUGCGACCUAGGCAAGGCCAAGCUGGAGCCUCUCCCCAACCCUCUGCCUCCGUGGGCGUGGCUGCCUUCCGGGUGGGCCUGAGCAACAACCUCACAAAACUUCCAGUCAGGUACCAGGUUGGGUCACAUGCCUGGUGCUGAGCCAACACUGGUGGGCCAGGACGAGGCAGUUGUCACCUGUAACAAGAGGCAGGAUGGGACCAGCCUGUUGCUGAUGAGGGGAUGGGGAGUGGGGUGCACACAGUAGGAGCUCAGUUAAUGCCUCCUCCUGCUUGGAAUCAUAUCAUCUCUCUGAAUCUCAAGGUUUUCAAUGUAAAAUGGAGCUAGCAAUCACAGACCCACCGGACUCACUUCCUUCCCUAGUUAUUUAGUUCCCUCCGCACUGGGCUGGCUUUCUGAAUAGAACACGCGGGAUGUGACAGUGUCCCAGGCAUGCUCUGAACUCUCUGCACGUGUUCAUCAGCUCAUUCAAUCUUUGUAACAGGCACUAUCCUGAUCAUCCUCGACUUUGCUGGUGAGGAAACUGAGGCACAGAUCAGUUAGUUCAAUUACCCAAGUUUGCACAGCAGCCAACAGAUCUGGAAUUCAAACCCUGUUUGCUUUUACCCUGUUGGCACAAUGCUAUGCUGAGUUUCAUCUCCAUAUAUUCCGUGUAUAUUAAGAUCAGAGACCUCGGCAACCCCAUAGGAGCUUCCUGCUUGCUGUAUUCUGGGUUCAGAGUCCUGCUACCUCACACUGCCUCCUUCAGACAGGGAGCAGAGUUCUGCAUUAUGAGGAUGCCUGGCAGGUGCAAAGCCGAGCA
This is a messenger RNA of Sciurus carolinensis (gray squirrel), 2522 nucleotides long. RefSeq names its product transmembrane protein 114 (gene Tmem114). The transcript has 3 exons. The coding region runs from base 211 to 600 and encodes 129 amino acids. Gene Ontology annotation, cellular component: apical plasma membrane. Lineage: Eukaryota; Metazoa; Chordata; Mammalia; Rodentia; Sciuridae. The record is from RefSeq and is a predicted model, not a curated record.